AUGGCCUUUAGCCGGCCUUCGCUUGAUUCCAGCAAGGGCCCUUCAUGCUCUGAAUGCCUUGAAUGCAGUGAAUGUGGUGCUGUGGUGGGUGACACCUGCAUGAGGAUGCCAAUUAUCAUGUUGCGUCUGGAAAGUUGCUCGCCCGUACGUCGGCAAAUUGGCAACAGCUGUUUUUGCUCACAGCGGUUUGUCAAAGUGCCGCAUGCUCCCAGAAUGGGGAUCACACUCUCUUGUGUUCCGCACUUAGAGGGUGACAUGCUGGGCUGCCCUCGGCAGCACUCGGUUGCCAGCUCUUCCACCACGGACCUGUCGGACUGCGACGAGGACCUGGACCUGGGCAACCGCUUCCACUGGGUCCCUCCAAAAGGAUGGGACGAUCAUGCUCGCAAGCUGCGCAUUUGUGCUCGCAACAGCCUGCACUGGCAGGGCGACGCACCUGUGCCUAUCGCACCAACAGGCAGCGCCUGGCUGCUUCCCUGCAGUGAUACACUGUCGCUGAGGAUUGCCAAGCUGCAAGAGAUGCUGGUGAAGGCUGGCUGGAAGAUCAUUACGUCUCCGCCGCACGUCAUCGAGAGUCUGGGCAACAAGGCCAACCUCCCGCAUUAUGCGGCCAAGAUUGGUAUGGCCGAAUUUCUGCCUCAACAUUAUGCAUCGCCGGAGAGAGCCGUGUAUCCCUGUGUGCUGAAGCCAGCCAAGGGCGAGUAUGGGGCCAACACUUGGAUCUGCAUGAGCAGAGACGAUGUGUAUAGGAACACUCAUAAUUUUUCGACCACAGCUUGGGUACUUCAAGAGCUCGUCACGGGCAACGUGGAGUUCUCGGUCUCCUUGCUUGUGUCCCGCGGUGUCAUACUGGAUGUGGUGGGAAUGAGAUACAUCUACGACAGGCCGGAAUAUAUUUGGCCAGAUGUCAAGGAGUUGCGGAGAGGGCUGUGUGAAGUGCCCAUGAGACAUGUGGCUGCCAUGGCUCGCUUCAUUCUGGAGUAUGAUGGAAUCCUCAACUUCAACUACAAGGAACGCCCAGAUGGGCGAAUAUGCAUUUUUGAGGUGAAUACCCGGAUCGGCGCAGAUCUGGGCUGCGAUGCUCCGCGGGAGCGGGCGCGACAGCUCUUCAACCUGCUCGCCCGGAGAUGCGAUAGCGUAGGCUCCUUGAGGGAGAUCCGCGGAAAGAAAGCGGCGACCUGCGCCGAAGCGUUGGAGUUGUCCAAGACGGCGCGCGUUUGGCAGGCUGUGCAAGCUCCGGAGAUGGGCACGAAGCCUGAGACACCAGAGGUAGCUCCUCAGGCAAAGAAGCGCAGCGGACGCGGAAAGGGCAAGAAGGACUUUGAAGCUGCGAGCAGCACCCCCUUGGCUGUCGGCGAGCUUCUCGGAAACACUGCGGUCUUGGAUGCUUUGGCUGAGGUUCGGAGGGACGGGGCGAAGAGCCAAGUGCUGUUGAGGGAUGUCCUGACACAUGUGGCAGAGUUGGCUCAAGACUCUGAAGGCAGCCGCUUCCUGCAGGCAAAGUUGGAGACGGCCAAUACCGCCGAGCGCAGAGAGGUCUUCGAAGCUCUCCUCCCAAAGAUGGAGAUGCUGGCGGGGGAUUCUUCCGGAAGCGCCGUGGUACAGAAGCUUCUUGACAUUUGCACUCCUGACCAGCGCCGUGCCAUCGUGGAGAGGUUCCGUCAGUCUGUCGUGAAGCUCUCGCUGAAGAUGCAUGGCUGCCGCGUCAUCCAGAAGGCUUUCCAGGUGUGCCCACCCGAGCUCCAAUCCAUGCUUGCGGGUGAGCUGAAGAACGGUGUCAUCGAUUGCAUCAAAAGCAUGCACGGCAACCAUGUCGUCCAGAAGUGCAUUGAGCAGAUGCCGCCAGAGUCUGUGUCAUUUGUGGUGGAAGCUGUGGAGGACAAGGCAGAGGCUAUGGCUGCUCACAUCUAUGGCUGCCGCAUCAUUCAGCGGUUGCUGGAGCAUUGCACACCAAAGCGAUUGGAGAGGAUGCUGCAGCAGAUUCUUCGUAGUAUCAGGAAGUUGUCGACAGAUCCGUAUGGCAAUUAUGUUAUUCGUCACAUCCUUGAGCACGGAAACCCUGAGCACAAAAAGUGCAUCGUGAGCGAAGUCUGCAACCACGUGCUCGAGUUGGGCAAAGACAAGCAUGCCAGCAACGUCGUUGAGAAGUGCUUUGAGGCCUCGACAACCGGCGAGCAUGCAGCCUUCCUCAAGGACGAGCGUCAACGCCUCAUCCGCGCAGUGCUUGGGCCCGUGCCGAAGGAUCCCACGGACCGCUCCUCGCCGCUGGUCCAGCUGAUGGACGACAGGUUCGGCAAAUAUGUGGCGAACAGCCUGGUGGAGUACAGUCGAGGACCUGAGGAGAUGAAGGUCCUCUACAGCCGCAUUGCUUCAGCUCCAGGGAAAAAGGCGAGCAUCACUUCGUUGCUGGAGAUGCUCGAGCGGCAGCUCCAACAGGCGCAAUACCAGCAGAUGACGGUGAUGCAGUUCCAGCCGAUGCGCAAGGCGGACAACCCUGUCACCGAUGACAUCCAGACCAGGCAGUACCGAUCACCUGAGGUCAUCAUUGGAGCUGCUUGGGACCAGACUGCAGACGUGUGGAGUGCCGCCUGCAUGUUCUUCGAGCUCGCCACGGGGGACUUCCUUUUUGACCCCAAGACGGGGGAUGACUGGGAUCGAGAUGAAGAUCACCUGGCUCUCAUCGCAGAGUUGCUAGGAGAUCUUCCAUCCAAGGAGUUCUGUUUGUCGGGGAAGUAUUCCAAGGACUUCUUCAACAACUCGGGCAAGCUGAAGCAUAUCAAGAACCUGAAGAGCAACCGGCUGGUUUGCGAAUGGGCCACCGGCUGGCAACAGAUGUGGCCUCUUUACGGGGUGCUGUCAGAGAAGUACAAGCUUUCACCAGAGGACGCACAAGAGGCCGCGCGCCACACAGCAUACCCCAUUUGGCAGAAUGCACCGCAGAUGACGGACUUCCUCAUGCCGAUGCUCUCUUGGCAGCCUGCCAUGAGGCCGGAGGAGGGCAUGGGUUUUGCGUGCAUCGCCCUUGCAGACAAGUCGAGCAGUGUGCUGACAUCCGUCCUGUACUUCCAACCAGACGCUUCAGCCGCUUCAGCCUACUUGCCAGCAGGCUUCGCAGGAUGGUUCAAAGGCAUAACACCUGAAGCACCAGACCCCUGCCCUUCAGCUGGUGUGGUUGAGCAGCGCAAGCAAUUCGAAGGCCAUGCUGACAAAUUAGAGGCACUACUUUCCGAGGAGCGCUGCCCAUUCAUCGCAGCGUUUUUUUCCAGUUCGUCGCCCCUCUCAUCACCGGAGUUGGCUGUCAUGGAGCAGAGACUUGCAUCCUCUUUUCCUAGAUUGAGAUAUGUUCACGUGGAGACUGAAUUCAUGACCAUUCGCUCAUUCUUACAGUGGGAUAUUGGCUUCCUGCCCGCCUACGUGAUGUUCUGGCCUGGUGAGAAGGGUGGACCUUCCAGCCGUGCAUGGCACCGCUGGCAGGGCAAGCAUGCGAACCCUUACGACUAUGGCGAGGUGUCCGCUUGGAUCACGCAGGUCACAGGCCUGCUGCCACAGAACGCCACACAGAUAGAAGUGAUCCCACCACCCCGGGAUGCCAAUCCUUGGCUUCUGGUCGGCUGGACACUAGUGGCUCUUGCCGUUCUGCACAGGGCUCUGAACUGGCAGCCCAUCUUCGGCUAG
This is a messenger RNA of Effrenium voratum, 3675 nucleotides long. NCBI's taxonomy places the organism in Eukaryota, Dinophyceae, Suessiales, Symbiodiniaceae. The record is from the annotation of a GenBank genome assembly.